Molecule: messenger RNA, 1204 nt
Organism: Ictalurus punctatus (channel catfish)
Lineage: Eukaryota; Metazoa; Chordata; Actinopteri; Siluriformes; Ictaluridae
Gene: dnajc9
Product: DnaJ (Hsp40) homolog, subfamily C, member 9
Cellular component (GO): cytoplasm; nucleus
Molecular function (GO): heat shock protein binding
Source: RefSeq, marked provisional
ACACCGGUGUGCACAAAGUCGACACUUAUUUUGUGGGAGCCAUGGGUUUGUUACAGCUAUGUGCAGAGCUCUUCCGUACAUCCGACCUUUACGAGGUGCUCUGUGUGGCGAAGGAGGCGUCGGACGCAGAGCUGCGGCGUGGUUAUUAUAAACUCUCCCUGCAGGUUCACCCAGACAGAGCACCGGAUGAUCAACAGGCCACCAUCAAGUUUCAGGUACUAGGAAAAGUCUAUGCUGUGUUGAGCGACAAGGACCAAAGAGCUGUGUAUGAUGAGCAGGGUGUAGUAGAUGAAGAGGAUUCGCUUAACCAAGACCGCAACUGGGAAGAACAUUGGAGAAGGCUAUUUCCAAAGAUAACGUUGCAGGACAUAAUUGACUUUGAGAAGCAGUAUAAGGACUCUGAGGAAGAGAAGCAGGACUUAAAGAGGCUCUACCUGCAGCAUGAGGGAGACAUGGACCGCAUCAUGGAGUCAGCACUGUGCAGCAGUCAUGAUGACGAGCCUCGUGUGCGGGACAUCCUGAAACAAGCCAUAGAUGCUAAAGAUGUGCCAGCCUACAAAGUCUUUACUCAUGAAAGUGCCAAGAAAAAGGCCAGACGCAGGAGGAAGGCAGAGAACGAGCAGCAAGAGGCAGAGGAGCUCCAAAGAGAGAUGGGGCUGAACACAGAGGAUAGCCUAGUGGCCAUGAUCCAGCAAAGACAGAAAUCCAAAGAAAAAGAUUUUAACUCGCUCAUCUCAGAUCUGGAGGCCAAGUACUGCAAGAAGUCUUCCAAGGGGAAAAGGUCAAAGAAAAACUGAAAUUUUAUAUUGUAAAUAUGAAACAAGAAAUAGCUUGUGUUGAGUGUUGGGUUUUUUUCACCAUCAACCAUCUUCUUUUGGAACUGAUCUCCCAGCAAAACCGUCAGGAACGCAGUAGGUGUAUGUAUUUCUUCUGUCGCACCAACUCCAUACUGCAUAUCUAUAUCAGACCAAUGUAAAUAUUAAAUUGAAUACACCACAGUCAUACAUGAAUGAGUGCAAGUGUGUGUGUAACACCAAAACAUUCAUUUGAAUUUUUCCCAUCAUGGAUGACAAACAAUUUAGACUAUAAGUUCAAAAUGAUCCUACCCUUCUGUCAGCAAUUCUUUAUUAACGUUUUGAGGCACUUGUAUGUAUAUUGAUUUGGACAAAGUCUAAAUGUAAUAAACAUUACUUUUUUCAUUGAA